UUUUUUCAAUUAUACACUCAUUUACUCAUAUUUUUAUUGCUAUUUCUUUUACCAAAGAGUUGUCAAUAAGUGACACAAUUGUAUGGAUUGACGCGACUGAGGAGGAAGUGGUUGACUGAAGGCCAAGACAUUGAAAAGAUGUUUACUUCAGCCAAAGGAGUGUCGGACGAGAGACAGGAGUUCUUGGAGUCGGCGAAAGCCCACAGAAUCGAAAGGGAAAGCCAUCGACGACUCCAUCACAGCUCCACUCUUAUUCAGUCUGUGGUCAGAGGUUUCCUCACUCGCCGUCGACUCCAGAAUGAGAUCCGCCGAGAGUUUGAUGAAUUGAUGGCACAAUUGAUGGACACAAACGAUGACACUGUUGUCCAAUACGUGGACGCCAUCCGUAUAUAUGAGUUGAUCCGCAAAUUUAUGUUCAUUUUGGACACCAAUAAAGACGACAAACGUUUUGAACGGAUGUGUAAAUACAUGAUCGCGACUAUGAAUUUGACAGACAAUUGCCGCCCACUCGAAGACGGCCUCGAGAGACGACAAAUCACUUACGUCUCCGUCGUGUUUAACAAACAAAUGGCCGUUCAAUGGAUACAACAGCUGAAGACAGUUCUAUGGAAGUGUUGCCAAUAUCUGAAG
Molecule: messenger RNA, 630 nt
Organism: Medioppia subpectinata
Lineage: Eukaryota; Metazoa; Arthropoda; Arachnida; Sarcoptiformes; Oppiidae
Source: the annotation of a GenBank genome assembly